AUGGCAACCUCCCCCGCGGGGGCCCAAUCUGAGCCCAGGGCCCCCACAGAUGCUCAUACCGACACUUCCGAACCACAGGCGCCAGCCGAGCCUCCAGCAGUAGUAGUAGCAGCACCGACAUCUCCAACGCAAGCGCCAGCGCCAGCGCCAACUUCACAGCCAGCAGCACCCUCCGUGCGCUUUCGGUCCGUCGUUGAGGAGAUCGGCCCCGAGGUGAUGCAAUCGGGAUCGUCUUCAGAAGUCCCUGCUCCCGUCGACGCCCAUGAACUCGGCGAGGUCACACCAGCCCAGCUGAGUGCGUUGACGAAGUCGCUGCAAGGCUCUCACUUGCAGGAGCGCCGGAUGAACAUAUUUUCAUUCCAGCCAGUCUCGCUUCCUGCCUCUAGAGUGCGCCAUCUCUCCCAUCCUGUUGUUGCCCAUGCGCCAUCGUUCAAGUGCGCCUCUGCUGACUUGGGUUUCCAUGCUCCCAAACAGACCCCUUCUCAUGAAGAAGAUUCUUCGAAGAACCCUACUCGUCAAAAUACUCGCAGUACCGCUGGGCAAUCACCAUUGUCGAGCCCGCGGGUUGCGCCAAUGCAUAGUCCGCCUCUGACCCCUGCGGCCACUGGUCUUGCUGAUGUCGACUCGAAACGCCAGGCCAAUUCCACAGCGGGCCACCGAAGUGACCUCAUUACUCCACAGGACUCAACGGGCUCGCCACCUCGGUCUUCUCGACCAAGCUUGCGACCGGAUGGUUUCUCCUCGGCUGAUGAAGUUCCCCGGCGACCUCGUUCGACGCACAAUGAUAGUGAUGGUUCCUCAAAAGUAGGCGGGCACCGCAAGGGCAUGUUUUCUGCAGGACCGGGGAGUCUGCCGUCUUCUCGAGAUUCGAGCCCGACCCGUCUAGCUGCCUCGCAACUGUACACGAGGCCCUUCACUCCGGACGGCGAUGCGAACGACCCGUAUGCGGCACAUAAGCGCCCGCAGCAGAAAGCCAUCGAGCCGCGCUUUCAUUUCUCUUUGGGCAGGAAAAAGCAUUCGCCCGCAUCGUCUUCCAUUAGCCUGGGGAAAGCUUCCCCGGACAAGCGCGGUUCGGCUUUAUUCCUCAGGGGAGCUGAUCUCAAUCGGGAGACCAGUACCACUCCAACAAUUAAUAGUAGGCCUAACUCGAUGGCAGACUUGAAGCGGUUUUUCAAGGUCGGCCCUCACAAGAAGCGCGCCUCAUCCCCAUCUCCAUCGGUCAAAUCAACACAGGUCUCGACGAGUUCUAAAUCCCAGGCCCAGAUUCCCUUUGGCAGUGACCAUGGUCUGUCUUCAAAAUAUGGGAAGCUGGGUAAAGUCCUCGGUUCAGGAGCCGGUGGAUCGGUGAGGUUAAUGAAGCGGGCAGAUGACAACACAGUCUUUGCAGUGAAGGAGUUUCGACCACGGCAUACGUACGAAACGGAGAAGGAGUACGUCAAGAAGCUGACGGCCGAGUAUUGCAUCGGCUCAUCGCUGCAUCACGGUAACAUUAUCGAGACGCUUGACAUUGUGCAAGAAAAGGGCAAGUGGUAUGAGGUCAUGGAAUACGCUCCAUAUGAUCUUUUCGCCAUUGUCAUGACCGGAAAACAGUCACGCGAGGAGGUGACGUGCUGCUUCCUCCAGAUUCUUAGUGGAGUCACGUAUCUGCAUGGCAUGGGUCUUGCGCAUCGAGAUUUGAAGUUGGACAACGUUGUGGUCAGCGAACACGGCAUAAUGAAGAUAAUCGAUUUUGGAAGCGCUCAUGUCUUCAAAUAUCCUUUCGAGAACGGGAUCAACUUAGCAAAAGGGAUUGUGGGAUCCGAUCCAUAUCUGGCACCCGAGGUGUAUGACGAACGGAGAUAUGACCCUGCAGCAGUCGAUAUAUGGUCAUUGGCCAUCAUCUAUUGCUGCAUGACAUUGCGCCGCUUUCCCUGGAAAGUUCCUCGCAUGACCGAUAACUCGUUCAAACUGUUUGCUUCCGAGCCAACGCCAGGCCACGACCCAAAGAAGCUGGUUUUGCCGUCCCAUCAGUCCUCAUCGGCACUCACUGAGACACCGGCGCGAGACAUAUUUGUCCAGAGCGACGAUAAUAAGUCAACUGUCGAGCAGAUUAACAACCCACAGCCACAGAAGGCGGAAGGACCAACAAGCACCGGCACGGAUACCAACACGGGGGGUUCUAAUACUGGUAACAGCUCGGCACCUGAGAAGCGCGAGGUUAUUCGGGGACCUUGGCGGAUCCUCCGACUGUUGCCGCGUGAGAGUCGACAUGUAAUCAGCCGUAUGCUGAUCAUAAAUCCCAAGGAAAGGGCUAAGAUGGAGGAGAUCAUUGAAGAUCCGUGGGUUGCAAACACCGUCAUAUGUCGACAAGAAGCCCCCGGUCAGGUCUUCCAAGCAGAGGACCACACUCACAUUUUGGAACCACCGGCGGCCCCGUCAACCACACCUGCUGCGGCACCUGCCAAAUAG
Messenger RNA from Pyricularia pennisetigena, 2448 nucleotides. RefSeq lists its product as uncharacterized. The record is from RefSeq and is a predicted model, not a curated record. The transcript has 3 exons. NCBI's taxonomy places the organism in Eukaryota, Fungi, Ascomycota, Sordariomycetes, Magnaporthales, Pyriculariaceae. Gene Ontology annotation, molecular function: ATP binding; protein serine/threonine kinase activity. Gene Ontology annotation, biological process: protein phosphorylation; intracellular signal transduction. The coding region runs from base 1 to 2448 and encodes 815 amino acids.